AUGACCGAGCCAUCUAGGCCAGAGUUUGAAAUCCUUGAUGCUCAAGGAAAAGAAUAUCAUAGGUGGGUGUCGGACGUGACUCACACGUUCGUCGGUAAACGAAACACCACCACGAUUUUCCCUUCGGAUGUUCCUAAUACUCCUCCUCCCAGUCUGGAGACCAAAGCUCAAGCCCUCAUGUUUUUGAGGCGUCAUAUCCACCCAAUUCUGAAGAAGCAGUAUUUGAAAAAAGAGGAUCCCAAGGAUUUAUGGGACGUUCUAAAGCAACGCUUCAACAAUGUACAUGACGUACAGCUCCCAGAAUUGACUGCGCGAUGGGAAACCAUUCGUUUGCUGGAUUUUGCCAAAGUUGAGGACUAUAACCAAGCUAUGUUGGACCUCCAGGCAGAGCUUAGUUUUUGUGGAGUUGAUAAAUCCGAGCAAGAUAUGAUCGAGAAGACCUUGAACACCUUUCCCUCCUCCAUGAGCUUACUUGCUCAUCAAUACCGCCUUGAGUAUGAAAACGAAAGAGUUAAGACUUUCAGUGACCUCAUGAAUAUACUUUAG
Fragaria vesca subsp. vesca is the source of this 546-nucleotide messenger RNA. RefSeq lists its product as uncharacterized. The record is from RefSeq and is a predicted model, not a curated record. The coding region runs from base 1 to 546 and encodes 181 amino acids. The transcript has a single exon. NCBI's taxonomy places the organism in Eukaryota, Viridiplantae, Streptophyta, Magnoliopsida, Rosales, Rosaceae.